CAGUGGCAAAGGUAGGGUGAGUGUUCUCUGUGCUUAUUGCUUGCGGACCAGGUUGGCCACACCUUGCUGGCUCACUCAUUCGCACGCGCCACCCUAAUGUCGGCGCUGGGCAGUGACCGCCAGAAGUUAGUAGACUUCAGGUUAGAGACAGCCUCUGGACUCCGCUCCUUCCCACCUGAGCUUGAGUCCUCAUUAGUUAGCAGAAACCAACAUGUCGGGGUGGGAGUCUUACUACAAAACCGAGGGUGAAGAAGAGGAAGAAGAAGAGGAGAGCCCUGAUACAGGUGGAGAAUAUAAAUGUUCAGGAAGAGAUAGUCUGAUUUUUUUGGUGGAUGCCUCCAGGGCUAUGUUUGAAUCUCAGAGUGAAGAGGAAUUGACUCCUUUUGAUAUGAGCAUCCAGUGUAUCCAGUGUGUGUACACCAGUAAGAUCAUCAGCAGUGAUCGAGAUCUCUUGGCAGUGGUGUUCUAUGGUACCAAGAAAGACAAAAAUUCAGUGAAUUUCAAAAACAUUUAUGUCUUACAAGAGUUGGACAAUCCAGGUGCUAAACGAGUGCUAGAACUUGACCAGUUUAAGGGACAUCAGGGAAAAAAGCAUUUCCAAGAACUAAUUGGCCAUGGAUCUGACUACUCAAUGAGCGAAGUGCUGUGGGUCUGUGCCAACCUCUUUAGUAACGUCCAGUUCAAGAUGAGCCAUAAGAGGAUCAUGCUGUUUACCAAUGAAGACGACCCCCAUGGCAAUGACAAUGCCAAAGCCAGCCGGGCCAGGACCAAAGCCGGUGAUCUCCGUGACACAGGUAUCUUCCUUGACUUGAUGCACCUGAAAAAACAUGGAGGUUUUGACAUAUCCUUGUUCUACAGAGAUAUCAUCAGCAUAGCAGAGGAUGAAGAUCUUGGGGUUUACUUUGAGGAAUCGAGCAAGCUAGAAGACCUGUUGAGGAAGGUUCGAGCAAAGGAGACCAGGAAGCGAGUACUUUCCAGGUUAAAGUUUAAGCUCAGUAAAGAUAUAGCACUCACUGUGGGCAUUUAUAACUUGGUCCAGAAGGCUAACAAGCCUUUUCCAGUAAGGCUCUAUCGGGAAACAAAUGAACCAGUAAAAACCAAGACCAGGACAUUUAAUGUAAAUACAGGCAGUUUACUCCUGCCUAGCGACACCAAGAGGUCUCAGAUCUAUGGGAGUCGUCCCAUUGUACUAGAGAAAGAGGAAACAGAGGAGCUGAAGCGGUUUGAUGAAGCAGGUUUGGUUCUCAUCGGCUUCAAGCCCUUGGUGAUGCUGAAGAAGCACCAUUACCUGAGGCCCUCCCUGUUUGUGUACCCAGAAGAGUCCCUGGUAAACGGAAGCUCAACACUGUUCAGUGCUCUGCUCACCAAGUGUCUGGAGAAGGAGGUCAUAGCAGUGUGUAGGUACACACCUCGCAAGAAUGUUCCCCCUUAUUUUGUGGCUUUGGUGCCACAGGAAGAGGAGUUGGAUGAUCAAAAAAUUCAAGUGACUCCUCCAGGUACGUGAUGGAUUUCCAGGGCUCCUGAACCUUUCCAAAUGCAUCUGAUUCCCUCACAGCUUGUGCCUAGCACAAAAUACUCACCAG
Molecule: messenger RNA, 1583 nt
Organism: Castor canadensis (American beaver)
Lineage: Eukaryota; Metazoa; Chordata; Mammalia; Rodentia; Castoridae
Source: RefSeq, a predicted model, not a curated record